AGUUAAACAUUGAGCAGAAAAUAAAUAUUUAUACAAGAGUAUUUCGCAACAAUACAUUUUUUCCAACUUUUUUUGCAAAAUGGAACUUACUUUCAUAUUUGUUGCCCUUGUACAAUUUUCCUCAUGUGUUUCCUCCAUCUCCACGCCACCAUUAAUCCCCUCCCCCAAUGACCCCGAUGUUAACCUUGACCUCCCCGACUUUAACAAACCCUGCAACAAAACUACCUGCAAACCCGGCCAAUUUUGCACCAAUGGCCUCUGCGCAUGCGCCAAUCCGUCGUAUGAAAUCUAUAACAAGGUCACAGGUCGCUGUGACCGUGUCGUCGGGGCGGUUUGUACGGACCACAACGUCUGCGCGAAGGGAGCGGUCUGUAUUCGCAAACAUUUCGAAAGGCAAACCCCCUCGUCCGCCAGUUUAUACGGGUACAGAGUGACCGAAAUAACGGCAAAUAUUUGCCGAUGUCCGGCCGGAUGGGUGGAGAAUAUAAAUCACGGAUGCGACCUGGCAUAUGGUCAAAUUUGUGGGGGGGAGGAUCUUGUUGGGGUUAAAUGUGACCGGAAUGGUGAUUUGGUCUGUCGCCAAGGUAAGUGUGGCUGCCCAAACGUAUCGGACAAGUAUAACGCUCCCGAGCGGAAAUGUUUGAAAGGUAUCGGGUUAAAAUUGAGGCAUACUCAAAACAAAAAAUUUGUCAAAUCAACACCGCCGGUGUCAGUACAUAAGGAUGGGUGCAACUAAAAGAUUGUAGAACGCUGUAAAAAAUUGUAUUUAGUAAAACGAUAAAUUAAAACGUAUUAUAAAUCUAAAUCUAUAAUUUGUAAAUGCUAAAUACAUGUCUUAUACAUAGACGAUCGUGCAUGAUCAUUGUGACUACACAGAUAUAAAAAUUGGUCAUUUCAUUCGGUUCGUGUCUUUAAGUUUUAAGGUUAUGUAAAAUAAUUUUAACAAAUAAAUUACCUAGGAGUAGUUGAUCGCAGGUUGUCAACUCCAGAUCUUGAUUCCUUUUGCAUAUAAGUGUAGGAAAAGUGAAGGAGGUUUAAACUCUAUGAGCCCUUUUACAUACUUUUAAAUUUUUCCAAGAUCUGAGAAAAGUUUGAUUUUUGGCUGUAUUUUAAACACAAGAAAAUGGAUCUUUCGUAUUUUUCCAAAAUUUGAGUGGGUGUCGGGGUCGCAAAUGGCCACACUUUUUCUACACUCAUUGAGCCCAUAACAUAUCCAAAGGACAUCAAAAUCUGGCGUUGACAACCUCUGACUUGCUACUGGCUAGCAAUAUCAGCUAAUUAAUGAUUUAUGUCAUGUUAACUUGACAUGGACUCCAUGAUCAUACAUAUGCAAAGUCGAUUUUAGAAGAAUUUUGUAGCUGGAUACAUCAAGUAAAUAAUUUUACAUAUUUA
This is a messenger RNA of Folsomia candida, 1392 nucleotides long. RefSeq lists its product as uncharacterized. The transcript is spliced from 2 exons. The record is from RefSeq and is a predicted model, not a curated record. Bases 80 to 736 code for a protein of 218 amino acids. Lineage: Eukaryota; Metazoa; Arthropoda; Collembola; Entomobryomorpha; Isotomidae.